GGAUCUGGAAAGUCAAUUUAGUAUAAUUUUUGUAGUAAGUAUAUAAUUAUAAAAAAGUGUAACGGCAGCCCUGUGGGUCGGUCGGCGGCGCGGAGUGGCGCGCGGAGUGGCGCGCGGAGUGGCGCGGUGUGCCGCGGCGUGCGGCGGCAGUCGAGUGCGGGCGCGCGGCGAGCGAUGUUGUGUCGCCGUAGUGAGUGUGUCGCGUGGCGCUCGCGGCCGCGCGACUCGUGACGCCGUCGCCGGCAUGUGAUGUUCCGGAGGCGCGCGUUGCGUCGCCGGCUCGCGUCGGCCGGCGCGCCCUCCCUGCCCGACGAGCAGCUGCGGCGGCUGGCGCGCGCGCUGGACGCAGGGGCCGCCGGCGCCGAGUGCGUGCCAGCUGCGCGCGCCGCCUCCCAGCUGCGACUCGCCGUCACCCGCGCCUUCAGGUUCCCGGAGCUGCGCGACCUCACUGAGCUGCGCCGGCUGCCGCUCUGCGAAGACCACCAGUGCUGCAACCCGUACCACUGGAGCCGCCUCUGCAAGCCCGGUACGGCCUCGGCAACAAAAACCCCUCCACCACCAUACAGUCGGUACGCGAUGGAUGACCUCAAACCUAAAGAACACGGAGAUAGUACUAAAGAUGCGCGGAGAACGGACCACGAGCGGCUUGGCACGGGCUCCCUGGCUACUGACGGCGAAGAGCGUCAAAGCUGGGAGACGGAAUGGUGCAGAUUAGCAUACUGGGAGUUGACGCAGCGCGUGGGCCGGCAGUUCGGGGUUCGAGUCCGCGCGGUGGACGUGUUCGGCGGGGGCGGCGGCGCGUGCGGCUCCGGCCGGCACGGGCUGUGUCUUGACGCGCUUGAGAACAGGGACGCGCCGCAGGCUGAACAGGUGCGAAAAACGCGUGCAAAGAUCGGACUGGGCGUGACUCUGUCGCUAGAGUCUGACGGCGUGUGGCUGUACAACCGCAGCCAGGAGCCGGUGUUCGUGAGCUCGCCGGCGCUGGACGCGGCCGCCGCCAAGGCGCUGCUGGUGUGGCGCGUGGCCCCCGGGCACUGCCUGUGCAUCUUCGACCCCGCGUGCCCCCCGCCGGCCGUGUCGCUCCCGCACAUCGGGCCCGUGGACCCGCGCUCCGUCCGCAUUUCCUUCGCCAAGGGCUGGGGCCCCAAAUACUCUCGCAGGGACGUGACGGCGUGCCCCUGCUGGCUCGAGGUGUUGCUCGCGCCUCCGAGCUGACGCAAAUAGAGUGUCUCCUCAUGCUAUUUGUUUCUGAGAUUCGCCCAGUGAUUUUCAUUCAAGUACAAAGAGAUCGCGACCAAUAAAUAUGUAUAUAUUUAAUUUAUUUCUUCUCAUUGACAAAUAGCUGCAUUUGGACUAUGGAUACGGACCAUUACGAGUGAAGUGUACUUUUGUAUGAACUUUAAGUGCAAUUUUUAUUUUGGGUCUUAAUGCGUGUACGCUGUUGGCGAACAAAUAGUUCUUAUAUGUUCUUUUUACACGUAUAUAUUAGUAUUUAAUUAUUCUGUGGUUUAUUCUUGUGGCUGCCAGUUGACACGCAGUAAGGCGACCAAUGAGCACUGUCUAACGGGACCCAAUGCUUUGGGCCAACAAUCCAUGUUAAUGGAUUUUUAUUGUUAUUUUAUUUUGUUAUAUUUUUAUGGAGAAUCAUUGAAAAUAUACAAUAACGUGGCAUUUUUAAUUGUAUAUGUCGUAAUUUUAUGAAUUAGACCUUUUCCUUUAAAGCAAAAUUCCUAAUAAUAAAAGUCAAUCAUAAAUGUAAAUUAACUAGUUAAAAUGUACGGAAAAGGUAAGAAAAUAUAACACAAAUAUUUAAGAGAAAAUAACAGAGCCAAAUCGGCUUAUGCAAUUAAAAAUAUCACAGGGGGGCUGACCCCCAACAGUCACAUUAGACUGUAAGUACCACAAGUGUAAAUAUUCCAGUUGAUAAAUUCUAUUCAUUUAUAUUUAUUGAGGCCUUGUUCAUCUGAAGGUUUUGCGGUUUCAGAAAGGACAAUACAUUCUUCCUAAAGGACAGGCUCAGGGCUAGUCACAUCAUCACUCAUUUAUGGACGUUGGCAGCAACUGUUCUUCAUUUAAAUCGCCAAUAUAGAAAAGUAUAAAAAGAUAAUAUGUACUUAUGUCAUAGCGCUUUUUCUUUUUUCAUUACAAAUUCUUGUUAGCUUUUAACUAUCACAAAAACAGUUUUAAGUUAUAUUAUGCACGCCUAAUAUGACUCAUAGUUAAAAAAAAAUAACACAAACCAUAAAUUUUCUUCUUUUAAAAAUUAUUUUUGUUAUUUAGGCGACUUUUACAUUCAUAAAUUCAUUUUAAUUAGCAACUCGCUCAGAUUGGAGCCAGCCAAUUUAGUUGUGGAGUGCUCGUCCCCAGAGCCCAGAGUCCGCCCCUGGACCGCGAGGCCUUCAGUUGUUCCUGUUCUCAACAGUUUCAGACAGAAAUAUCUCAAUUCUACCAUAUGCUUACAUGGUAUUAUUGAAUCUUUAUCUAUGAAAUAUAACCAGCUAGCCUGUUUUACAGGUUUACAAGUCCAAACACGUGUCAUUCAUAAUAGUUUUGUCUGAAGCUAGUGCGAACGCUGUGCCGCGGUAGUCAAGCGAUUAAUUUGUACAUAUUUGUAUAUAUUUGUAUAGUGGUCGGCUUUAAGAAACCCUGAGACUGUAUAUAUACAAAUUCUGUGUAAUAUAUGUGUAAUACACUAUUUAUAAUGCCUUAACUCUAGCAUAUAAUUUAGUGUAACCACGAUUUUUUGUACAAAAUGUUUUAUUUGACAAGGAGUUUAUUGCGAGAUGUGGAAACAGGCUGUGUGGAAAGCAUUUCAGAAUCCAUGUGGACCGAACGUCCAUUUUAUUUUAUUGAAAAAAGAUCUGCCGUGAACUGAUCGUGCAAUGUUGUAAACAGAUUCUAUGUGCCUUGCGUUGUAUUCAAUAUAUACGGGACUUGUGGGUGAGUGUGUCGCUCUCUCGCGUCGGUUCAGACCUAGUGUGUAUCCCAUGCUAGUAUGAACAUAUAGAGCUAUACAGUCACUAGCAAGUCCGUAACUCAACCUUGAUUAGGGUAAAGCAGUCAAUUUCACUGGCCUAUACGUAUCUAUAGUUAUACAAAUGUAUAUAGAAGCUCGAAUUUAUGGGUGUAUCGCUUGCAAGUGACUUGACAAUAAAGAAUCUAGUCUGUAAUGCUUGUUAUCCCGGGCUGGUGGGACCGGGGGUACCACAUCAAUACACAAUCCGUGUACAAAUGCUUUUAUAUUACAAAAAUAUCGCCUCAAUUCUGUAUUGCAAUAGGUGUUGUUUUACUUAUAAACUUUAACGUAAAUUAAAUAAAGGAAAUUAUAGUAUACUCCAAUGCGAACGGUCACAUUUUCCAAAAGGAACAUAUACAUACUACUAAUAUGCAUAAAUACUGUCUGCAAAUCGUUCCAACGUAAAUUAGUCACUAGUUUACUCCAUUCUAUACCUCAUUCUGCGUGAUAUGAAAUAGGCAUCGCUAAUUUGUCACUGUGAGUUAAAGACCAUACUUGUAUAUUUAAAAAUGAAAGCGUAUUAAAAUACUUUAUUCUAAGCAAUUGUAAUAAUAGACUGUCAUAUGAAACAUGGAUGUUUUCCACAGUGUAAUAUAGAAUUGAGGCACAGGAAGCGCGUACGUCACACCCCCGAAUAUUUUCAAGGCAGCUUAUCACAAUACGAAGGCAUUGUACAAACGUGCAGUCACAAAUCACUCCAGCAUCAUUAUACAGUUUAGUCAUCGCAUUAGACUGACGUAGUUAAUGUUGCGGCGUUUUAUUAACACUGAUUUCAUUUCGAGACUAAAGUCCUGUUGCUAUGUGCAUGACUUUAACACGAGCGCAGUGCCACGCUGUACUUAAUAUAAUUCUACUGGUUAUGAGUAGAGUUUUUUAAACACAAUUGUUUGAGUUUGGACCACUCAUGAUGUCUGAUGCUAUUUAGUAUUUCAUACAGAUUUCAUUACAUAUUGCUCCUCGCAUUAUUCAAUUAUAAAAAUAAAUAUUUAAUUAUUUAUGGAAAAGGACUAGAAAUCAGUGUUAUUAAAACGUCUGCAUGAAUAUAAGAAGUCUUAAUAAUGUAGAUAGCAAUUUGUCCCUGAAUCGCCGAUUUAUUGUUAAGUUGUGUCUGACUGAUGAUGGACGAUAGCAUUAUGAUAAAUUAUAAAUAAACAAA
This is a messenger RNA of Manduca sexta (tobacco hornworm), 4172 nucleotides long. RefSeq names its product mothers against decapentaplegic homolog 6 (gene Dad). Gene Ontology annotation, molecular function: I-SMAD binding; transcription regulator inhibitor activity. Lineage: Eukaryota; Metazoa; Arthropoda; Insecta; Lepidoptera; Sphingidae. Gene Ontology annotation, biological process: BMP signaling pathway; transforming growth factor beta receptor signaling pathway; anatomical structure morphogenesis. The transcript is spliced from 5 exons. The coding region runs from base 250 to 1215 and encodes 321 amino acids. The record is from RefSeq and is a predicted model, not a curated record. Gene Ontology annotation, cellular component: heteromeric SMAD protein complex.